Messenger RNA from Mytilus californianus (California mussel), 11593 nucleotides. RefSeq lists its product as uncharacterized. The record is from RefSeq and is a predicted model, not a curated record. Gene Ontology annotation, molecular function: protein binding; calcium ion binding. The transcript has 36 exons. Bases 1677 to 7478 code for a protein of 1933 amino acids. Lineage: Eukaryota; Metazoa; Mollusca; Bivalvia; Mytilida; Mytilidae.
GGAAAAAAUAAACAGACAACGCCAUGGCUAAAAAAGAAAAAGACCAAUAGACAAAUAAUAGUACACAAAACAAAACAUAGAAGGAAUGAGCAACACGAACCCUACCAAAAACUAGGGGUCAUCUUUUCUUAGUUUGUGUUGUGUGCUUACAUGCUAAAUUUGCAUAUAGUGGCAGAAAUUAAUUGGAACAAAUAAAUUUGUAAUUUUUUUUUAUUGAUGUAAUAAAUAUUAUGAAAUAUAUAUGCAAAUAAACAAAGUUUUGUGUCCAAAUAAAGAAGAAAAAAGAAAAAUAUUUGGUUUAAAAAACAAAUUGAUCUGUUAUUAUGAAAUCGUGAUAAUCCAAUUUAUACAUCAAGGGUUCCAAAAACAGACAUAUUUGCCAGACAUGACCUAAACUGAUACAUGUGAUAGGCCAAUGACUGAAAUGGCAGAUUGGGAUUUAGGUCCAAAAAUUAUUUUUUACAGAAAUAAUUUCGGUUAUUUCAUAAUGCUUUUCCAGUAAUGAAACUGACACUUGAGUAUAGCAUGAUAGUCUAGAGGGCUCUCCCAAUUAUCAUAUUAAUGCCUACAUGAAUUAUUGGCUAAUGAUCACAAAUCAUUUUCAUACGCCAGUUAAAAAGACACUAUAAGUACAGAUCUGAGAGUAGUAACAGUAGUGUGUUAUGCUUAUUAUAAAAUGUACACAUAAAAUAUACAAACACUAAAAUAGUUGUGUAAUGUUGAGUUAUAUAUGUUACACAUCACAAGUCAGCUUUUAAUAAAUAUGUACAAAAACACAAAGAUUUCUAAGUUGAACUGCUUCCUAUAGAUAUUAUCCUCAACCACAAUGUAUAACAUGAUGGACUUAAAUUGCACCUAUUUUUACCGUUUUUUCUUUUAAUUUAAUUUUUGAUGCAGACAAGACUUUCUAUUUUGUGUUUAUUUGUAGAUGUAUCCUUAUUUACUAAAUAGUUCCACCGAUUUGAUUUUGAAUCCAUAUUGAAUCAUAGAAAAAUGGGUUUGAACUAACCUCCAAACGAUCAAUGACUCCGUAAUUAGGAGUACCCAAAUUGCAUCCAUGCUUCAAUUGGCAUCCCUACGUAUGGAAUAACUGAGGGUUUGUCUUAUUUCUCAAUAUACUUUGAACAAUUUGACAUUAGUCUAUGCUUACUAUUCAUAUUAUUAAGAAAUGGAUGCCUGUAACAUAUUUUAAUUGCUCUUUAGAAGUUGACAUUUUGUGGAUGUCACAUGGCGACGUUUCCGUAGUUUUUACUUUUCCAUUGAAUUCUUCAUUUGUUGAUAUUUACUGUGAACGUUUUGUGUAUAAUUUAGAUAUAUUAAGCUGUGUUGAUAGGUGUGCAUAUUGUCACAUCAUAAAAUUUAAAUUGUUUGGUCUUUAAGAAAACAUGAAGAUUUCUGCUGCUAUUUUUACCAAAUGGAUGAUUACUCUGUGCAAUUUUGGAACUGUGAUGUUAUCAUGGUAAACAGUUUACAGUCAAAGACAAAGAUGUUUUCCAAUUACAUUCUUUUACUUCAUACAAUUAUCUAAGCAGAACAUUUGUAUAUUUAUUCAUAGUUCUGGAGAUCAGUUCGCAGAUUCUGUGAUAUCAGAAAUCUAUGAAGGAGGUGGAUAUUGUUUUGAGUAUACGUCACCUGGUAAAGUUUACACAGGAAAUGAGAAGAUUUGUGUUGGAACAAUGGAUUGUGGGAUAGAAGAUGCAGAUUGGGAAGAGAUAGAGAGGAAAGGGAACAAGGAGGAAAUGAAAAUACAACUUCUUACAUCCCCCAGUAAUAUGUCCCUGCUACAUAGAACCUAUGUCCCAGCACCACCACACCUAGUUACAAAGGGUAGUAGUGGAGCUUUGGAGAUGAUCGACCCUGAAUGGAAGAAAACUGCUUUAUUUAGUUUCAGUUUUUGUUAUCAAUCCUUAACUCGUCCUACUGUUCAGGAACAAACCAUCACAAAACAUUCCAGAAAACUACUGAAAUGGCUGACAUAUCGUGAUUCAAACUUACCGUUGUCUGUAAUCCUACUGCCAUCUCACCUAGAUGGCACCACUCUCAAAUAUCCUAAUGCCAAGACAAUGUUCAGUGACAUCAGUGUACAUAGACUCUGCUUUUUCCAAGAUGGAUAUAUAGAUAUGAAGAAGAUGCCAAUGGUCUUCCCAUCAAAGAUUAAGAAAUAUCCAGAGGUCAGGUCAACCUACGAUGAUAUCAACAUACACGCCAUCACUAUAAACGAUGGUAAAGAAGAGAAGACUUAUCCAUUAAAACAACCACGAGAAGUUUGUUUACACAUGAUGGAUUUACCUGGCUUUACUGUAAACAGGCCUGUACCUGAAGACCUGAGUUAUGCAUGUCUUUAUCAAGCUUGGACCUACGUAGCUUUAUUGACUCACAAGCUGCUGUUACCAUCUUAUACAAAAAUAUUUACUGGAGAACUGGGUAGUCUAGGGAGAAAACAGAUUGAGAGCUUGCUCUUCCAGUUGAUACAGCCCUAUGCCUCCCUCUGUAGUAUCUAUUCUGCUCAGUAUGGUGGACUCUCAAACCAAGAGAAUCCCACUUACCUGUCAGAGAAAAUACAGGACCUCUGUGAUGACAAGGGACAACCUAUUCCCAUAGAGCUGUUAGGAAAAGGAAUGAUUGCCAACAACCAUACAUUUGUCAGAUUUCCACCAUUUUUGGCUUGUAAGGCCCACAGUCACAGUCGAGUGGAUAGAAACAUUGUUAGAAUACCAGACAUGUCAUUAGAAAGCAAAUUUUAUGAACCUUACUCAGAGAAGAUGGAUAUUCUAAUUGUCAACGGAUCACCAAUGAAAUCUUUACCAUCAAAUUUGUUCAACAUUUUUGAAAAUUUACAAGUACUAACAAUUCUAAAUGUUGAUUUGAAACAGACUCCAGAAUUUCCCUCUGGUAUAUCUCGGUGCAAUGAUCUGGAAAUAGUGUGUCUAAGUGGUUUGCCUGGAGUAAAGAAAAUGCCAAAGGAUAUACUGAGAGCUCCAGCUUUAUCUACAUUUUAUCUACACAAUUGUCCAAUCAGAAAGCUGGAUAUUGAAUGGCCAGCAAGUAUGACCUUGACAUCACUAAGUUUAAAAGGGCUGCUGAUUCAGGAAGUUCCUAAAGAGAUAUCAAAGUUGUCUGAACUGAAUGAACUCAACUUAGAUUGCAAUCCAAUUUUGACGUUACCCGACGAACUUGAACAUUUAAAGAAGUUGAAGCAUUUAAGUGCAAAAGGAAUCCCCUGGAUAGCCUUUGAGGGAAAAUUUGAUCAGAUGCCAAAAUCUAUUUACGAAACUUGGCAUGCUGAAAAUCCAUACAUUAUCAACUAUCUUUCAGAAAAAGAAGUGGAAGACUUGUUUGAUAAGUUUGAUGAAAACAACAACAAUAUCUUAGAUCCAACAGAGGUUGCCAAGCUUAAUUUUGAGUUUCUAACUAAUAUACCACGCAUUGGAGUCCAGAAAUUAGGUGACUCUCAAUAUGGAGGAGUUCCUCCAGUGAUAUUCAAACUGAAGGGAUUAGAGAGUUUGGACCUGUCCUAUACUGCAAUCAACUGUAUCCCCGACUUUGCUAGUGAAUUGUUCACCUUACAAACUCUUAACUUAGAACAUUGUCCUUUCUUAGAGAGUGUAUCUGGAAAUGUUGGACUACUGCCUAACCUUAGAAGUUUACAUCUGAACAGUUGUGCAAUGCUUGAUUCUCCACCCCCUGAUAUUGUUGGUAGAGGAUUUGACUCAGUAAGAGCUUUCCUUAAGAAGAUGGCGGGAGGAUUUACAGAGUGCCAUAGAACUAAGUUAAUGUUUAUUGGUCUUGGUCAGGCAGGGAAAACUACGUUGCUUCAAGCCUUGAAAAGUCCGACAAAGAAAACACAAGGAACACAGGAUGCCAAACUGACAGAUGGGAUUGAAAUAAAGCCGUGGGUGGUACCAGUUCAGGAUAUGUUUGAGAUAACAUAUAGCUGUUGGGAUUUUGCUGGACAAACAGUCUACUACAACACACAUCAGUUCUUCCUGUCCAAGCAAGCUGUGUAUAUGUUACUAUGGAACAUGAGAAUGGGAUUUGAACAUGCAGGACUAGACUUCUGGCUCAGUUCUGUUGCCUGUCAUUGUCCAAAUGCACCAGUUGUUGUAGUUGGAACACAGUUAGAUCAGAUUCCAAUGCCUGACAUCCCAGAAAAAGAACUAAUGAAGAAAUAUCCACAAAUAAAGAAAUUCUGUUAUGUCAGCUCAACUGCUGGCACUAACAUUGCUGAAUUAGAGGAAACUUUGAUAGAAGUAACUAUGACCCAUUGUUCCCAGAUGAAACUAAAGAUUCCAAAAGUCUGGCUCAACUUUGAAGAGAGUAUCUUAGUAGAAAGAAAGAGAGGAAAGAACAUUCUGGAGUGGGGGAAACUGAAGCAGUAUGCUAUUGACAAUGGUAUCUAUGAUGAAAAGGAUAUCAGACUAGCCGUACAGUUUCUGGAUGACCUUGGAACAGUCCAGUACUUUGAUACAGAGGUGCUUAGAGACAGAGUUGUUAUUAACCCACAGUGGAUUGUAGAUGUCAUGGCUAAGGUUGUCUCUGUAAAUGAGAAAUAUAUCAAGGAAAGUAAAGGUCGAUUCUUCCAUAAAUUUAUAUCUGAGAUUUGGAAAGACUAUGACCCCAGUCUACAUGAAUGGAUGUUGAAGUUAACUGAGAGAUUUGAUCUGACUUUCCCUUUACCUAAAUCUGGAGAGGCUGUCAACGUUGUACCAUGUCUUCUACCAGAGGAGGAACCUGAAGACCUUCCCUGGCCUAAGAUUGAGGAAGAGGAAGGAAUCAGAGAGAGUAAGAUACAGUACAAGUUUACAUACCUGCCGACUGGACUCUUCAAUAGGGCCCAGGCUAGACUGUUUAGUCAGGGUUUUACAGAUACUAAAUUACUAGAGUUCCUAUGGAAGAAAGGAUCCAUUUUGAAGAAGAACAACCAUUACGCUCUGGUCAAACAAAUCAGUGAUUAUGAGAUGAUUGUGACAGUACAGGGACCAAGACCAAAGAACAUAUUAGACCUGAUCCAUGAGACCAUUAGUACACUGAUAAAGGACUCCUUCACUGGUGUAGACUAUGAUUUUUAUAUACCAUGUCCUGAUUGUGUUGAAAAAGAGAGAACAAAAGAUCCCUUCCUGUUUAAGGCAGAGUUAAUCAGUAGAGCACAUAGUGUAAAUGCACCAUUCCUACAGUGUACCAAAUAUUUCCAUACAGUGUCCAUAGGGGAACUUUUGAGUAACAUGCCAGACAACAGAGACACAGAGUUUGAUGUACAGAUACAGGAGAGUAUUGGUACACUACAGGAAAUCAGAACAAACAUGGCACAGGAUGUGGUUAUACUAUACAACCCUGAGGAUAUACCUCCUAAAGAUAAAGAAGGACAGAUGGUAGACCCUAGGCAAAUACAUGAAGACUUAAGAAAAGUGGGAUUUAACUGUUGGUUCUCUGAAGAUAUGGACAACACAACAGAACUUGAGAUUGCCGUAGCUAUCAUGAAUUCUAAGGUGUUAGUUAUAUGUAUGUCAGAAAGAUUUACCAGUUAUCCAAAAUGUCGUCAGAUGUUCUUGUAUGCCAUAGAACAGUUAAACAAGCCAUUUGCUGUAGCUGUGAUGGACGAAUCACAAGAAUGGCAGCAAACAGAUGUAGGAUUCAAGAUUGGCAAUCCAAGAAUGGCAAUGAUAAAAAGUGUUAAAAGAUAUGAGAAGAAAAUGGAAGAUUUGAUAGAUAUCAUCAAGAGUCUUAUACUGGAUAUUGAAAAGAAUACAAUGAGCAACCCAGCUAUAUUUUUAAGUUACUGCUGGGCCAAUUCUCAUGAGGCUUGUAGUGUUACUACACAGGCCAAAGAAGGAUCUCUAGGCUUUGGUGACCCCAGAGCUAUAAAGAAACACAUAGAAAAAGCUGGUCUACCUUGCUGGUUGGAUAUUGAACAGAUGGGAAAGUUUGGUAUUUACCAAGAUAUCACUAUUGGAUUACAGAAUUCUAAAGUUUUAGUUAUCUGUGUCUCUGAUGAGUAUCUGCAAUCAGAAGCCUGUAUGAUGGAAGCCAGGUUUGGAGGUUAUAAUCUACAUUUACCUAUGGUUGUAUGUGUGGUAGGCACUGGAAAAGAUUGGAAAACAUCAGAGAUUGCUUUAAUGAUACAGAAGCUAGGAGAUGGAGCAACAGUUGUUAAGAUGCAGAGAGAAACUCCUGGUUCUUAUGACAGAGUCUUGGAACAUGUUAAGAAUUUUCUCAAGCGCCCAGAAACAGAGAAACAGAAGAAAAUGAGAGAGAAACUUGCGAAAGUACAACAAAAACAGGAAAAGACAAUGAAAGAAGAAUUAGAAAAGAGCCUGAAGCAACAAGGAGACACAAAAUUCUCUUUCCAAGAAGAGAUAGAACUGAUACAGAGAAAGUUCAUGAGACAUAUUUCCAAAAUAACCAGAGCUGAUGACUUAGAAAAUGAGCUCCCAAAACUUAUGGUGUUUGACUUUGUAAAAAAAGCUCCCGUAAAGAGGACGACCAUAUCUGACAGGGAAAAAGACCUGCAAUCUCAGAUGGAAGGAGAGAGGCCUUCAACUGCACAUUCUCUUAGGGCUAGGACAAGUAAAAUGUCACAAAGCAGAGAUAAGAUGAAGGCUGUAACAUUAGAAGAAUUAGAAGAUGAUUGGCAGGGAGAAGAUUUCUGUAUACGAGUUCUGUGUGAAGAUGAACAGGGAUGGCAUGUAGUUGGAGAACCUCUGUCUUUAAUCAAUAGAACAUCAGAAGAAAUUUACAAGGCUUUGAAAGAUGCUGCACCCUUUCUGGCUAGGAUAUAUGCUGUAUUAAAACAGAGUGCUAUAAACUUGAACUGCCUGUCAAAUAAAAAGGGAGAAAACUUCUUAAACUAUAUCAGAAAGGAAGGUAUUGAUACCAAAAACUUAAGUGAUGCAUACAAAGUGAUACAUAAACUGGUAUCAGAAAGUGAGGACAGGGACCAGUUCAUCAGUCCACUUAAUAGGUGCUACUUACAGAGUGGUAAAAUUUCAUGGCUAUGUCCUGACCACCAAAACAAGGCUGGUAUAACUCAGCUGCAGAUUGGUACAGCAAGUAUACAUGGCACCUCUCGGGUACUGAUAUUUGAGGAGGACAAACUACUGAAAGAUUUAUCAGUAGCUUACAGGUUCUUGUUCUUGGAGAAACAAGGUGGAAAGGAUGGCCCAUCUGUCCAGAAGGAAAAGUCAUUUGUUAGGAAGACUUCAGGGCUGAAGAAAGAAAAGUCAGAUGUUGGAAAAGUUAAUGUUGAGAAAAAAGUGGAAGAAAAUAAUACAAAAAUCAGUGAGGAACGGACUCCACGUAAAAAGAAAUCAGACAAAACUGUGAAAAUUGCAGAUACAUCAAUUAAUAUACCUAGUCCAUCCACCUCACGUCCUGUCUCAAGUACUAGUAGUACUGCAACCAGUAGUAAAAGUGGUACUUCAACACUCUCUUGGAGGAAGUCACAAAGACACAAGAACAGUCAAGCUUGUAGUAUUCAGUGAUUACCUUUACCAUAGCUUACACUAGACUAGUCAAUCUUGUAGUUAUUAUCUACGGUAGUUUUAUUCUGUCUGUUACACAGAACAAUUAGCAGGAAAUAAAAAGUAAUCAUACUUUUCAUUUAAAUUGAAUGGCAAUUUUUUUAUAGAGAAGAAAUUUUUACUGAUGUGUCUUAAUUGAAGAUUUUUGCACAGUUGGUGACAUUAUUAAUUUAACCCUCUUUACAAUGUUUUAAUUGAAGAAAUGUAGGUAAAUUAAAGGGGAAGGGUAUGAUAAAAGACACUUUUAUAUACUAAAUCUCAGUUAUGAUGUCUCGAAUGUUAUUGUUAACAUGUAACGAUAGUGUUCAAAAGUUCUCUCAGUUACAUUGACAUAACUGUAUGAACUCUGGUUGUUUUUGCAGUUUUUCUGUAAAGUUUGAAUGCUGAAGAUGAAUGUUAAAAGAAAUGAAUAAUACAUUGAUAUGACUUUCAGGGACCAAAAAAGUAGCCAUAUCGUACUACCUUCUCUAUGUUAUUAUAUUUAUAAUUUGUUUAUUUCUUUUUUGAAUUGUUAUUGUUGAUUAAGUUGUUGUAAUAUUUUUAUAGGAUUUUUUACAUUUGAAUUAACAUUUAUGUACAUUAUAUAAGAGUUUUAAACAUGUGAUAGGUCAUGGGGUCCCAUGGAUAUUACUAAAUACACAAAAUCCUGAAAUAAAAUCACAUAUCUUUCAAUCUAAUAAAGAUACAUCUGUUUAAUAAAUAAAAACCUUUUUAUAUGGUCACAGAAUAACAUUGUUUUUGGAAUGUUUUGAUAAAAUUGGUAAGAGUCUUAUUGAAACAAAAAAAUAACAGCAUAACUAUAACCUCAAAACUAAAAAGUCUUAAAUAUGUCUAAAUAUGAAACUUUUUUUUUUUUAUCUCAAAUUGACUAGUAUUUUAACACAUUCAGGAGAAGGUAUAUUUUGAACUUUUCUUUUUGUUCUAUGAUUAUAAGUACAUGCUUUUUCUUAUAUAUUUUUCGUAGAAAAAAAUUGUGAUUACAUUUUUUUUUUUAACAAAACAAAUGGAAAGUGAAGAUUUGUGCAUUAUCUUGAAAGUCAAUGUGUUGGCAUCCCUAGAAAAAUGACUCCUGCCAGAACUUCAUCCUUGAAAUAAUAGUAUCAAUUUUCUUGGGACUUGUUUUUUGAAUUACUUUGCAUCUCAGGGAAAAGGUAGUUUAAGUUAGAUGCCAAAUAAUUGAGGAAGUUGUUAAUACAUGUGUAAAAUGUUUCUAUUUAUAAUUUAUGGAACAAAGUUAAAUAAUCCAUUCUUGUCCUGUUCUUCUCUAAAAUAAAAGGUAAAUAUAAUGAGAGUUUCUCGUAACAACAUGAUGACUACUGUUAUAUGAACAUUAUCAUAGUAUGCCCAUUGACCUCAUAUGUUUUAUAUGCAUCUUGAAAUACCUGACAGUUCUGUCUCAAAUACUAUGAACUCUAUUUGCUCAUUCUUUUUAUUAAUUCUAUGUGUUAUGUUUGAUAUUUGUAUUCUGUUAAAGUAUGACUCCAACAAUGCAUGUGAUAUUUGUAUCCGUCCAUUUCAUGUUUUUUGCUAUAUUUUUACAAUUUAUAACAUAUUUUGUUAUUUUUUACAUUAUUUUCUACUGUAGGUAUAUUGUGUUUUAGGAGGGAAGUAAGAUUUUUUUUUGUGAAAAUCUAAAUGAAACUGCAGUAUAUUGCUGUGUUUUUCAGUCAUAAUGAUAAACCACAUGAUACAAAAGAUUUUAGUUCAUUUAUAUGUUUUGAAGUUUAGUGUGACGUCCAUUUUCACUGAACUAGUACACAUUUUUGUUUAGGGGCCAGCUGAGGCCCGCCCCCCUGGUGUGGGAUUUUCUCGCUGUGUUGAAGACCCAUUGGUGGCCUUGGGCUAUUUUCUGCUCUUUGGUCGGGUUGUUGUCUCUUUGACACAUUCCCCAUUUCCAUUCUCAAUUUUAAUGGUUAAACAUCAGACUUGAAAUUUUAUUAUCUCAAAUCACAAACAAAUGUUUUACAAAAUAUAUGACAAACUGUCAGUGACAUACAUUUUUUUGGCAUGUCUUUGAAUAUAGUAUUAAUUCAUAGGGUAUUAAUUUUUUUUUUAAUUGUAUCUUGACAAUGUAUAUAUGUAAAAGAUAUGGUGGGGCAUUAUUCAAAGAGAAUGAAAUCCAACAACACCAAAAACACAGGAUAUAACUUAUAGAUUUUGACAUUGGAUUUAAAAGUAAAAAAGGAGUAAAAAUUCUAAUGAGCUAUGAUAUGGAUAGCUAUCCAGUGUAAUCCUAAAAAAAAACAAAUGUCUAGUUGGACAGAGGAAGAAUAAUUUCAUAUUGCAUCUUAACUACCAGACAAUAUAAAAAGUUGUCAACAGCAAUAAAUGACAUAGAAUAGACACAAUUACAUUGAAUCAGAAAUAACAGAAAUAAAUGUGAGUAUAAUAAAAAAACAAAAAAAUAUUUUCCCUAAACACGACAAUAUCUAUACUAUAUGUCCUUUGUUAGGGACUGAAGCUGAAUUAGUUAAUUCAUAUCUCCACUCCCACUAGAAAUGUAUCAUUUUGGUACAUUAUAACAUAGUAUGGGUGCAGUCCAAUACAGAAUUGUUCAGGUGUGUUUUCUAUAUGCAACUACUUUUUCAUUCUUCGAAGAGAGAAGCAACGUCCAUUGAAGAUGUGAUCUGAUUCUGUUUUUAUGUAUAUUUGUUUAAUGUUUUGUGUCUACAGUUGACUUAUUAUCUCAAUGUUAAUUGAACUGACAAAAAUCUUAUUUUUGAUUUGCAAACUAAAAUUGUAGAUUAAUGAUUUAAUUUAUAAAUGAAAGCUUCAGUUUAAUAGAGAGAUACUGAAAAAAUUGAAUGAAAUUAUAAUUGUACAAAAUUUUAGUGUAUUCUGAAAAAAAUCCAGGACAUCAUUUAACAUUAGCUUAUGAAUCAAAUGGAAAACAACUGUCAUUCUCCUGAAAUGAUCUCCAUGAAUGUAAAGUGAUCGAUCUAACCUUCAAUUCUAUGACAGUUUUACAAUGUUCCAUUAAACAGAACAAAACAUAAAAAAUGUUAGAUUAGUAUCACUUAAUAUUAUUUGAUAUAAUAAUAGAAAAAUACACUGUACAUGUAAAACCUUAUUAUUCUUAAUAUAGUAGCUGAAGUAAUCCAAAACCAUUCUAUUUUGAACAUGUAGAAUUUAUAAACAGAGAACAUAUAUCCUAUAGUUAAAUAGUAUAGCACAACUGAAACAUAUGUGAAGCUGGGAUCUGGUUUCAAAGAUAAAGAAAGUAACAUAGAAAAAGAAGAGAAUAGUUCUAAUUAUUUUACUUGUAUUUGCUAUAUUAGAGGGUAAUACUACUUUGAUAUUAAUAGUUAUAUCUUUAUUUUUGUCUAAUCUAUAUAGUAGCCAUAUAAAAAUUUAUAAUAUUAGUAUACCAAGUUCUAUAUUCAGUUGCUAUUAGUCCAAGGGAUUUUAUUUUGUCUGAAUUGGAGGCCUUAACACCAAACUACACAUAUUUCUUUGUAAUUAAGCUGGUCAAUCAUGUACAGUACAUAAUUCAAUACCGAUGUCUUACUUCAUUCACAAACUUCUCAUUCUCUGAAGUUGAUGGCAUAAAAACAUCUAUGGUAUAUUAUGUUAAUUUAUUGUUUGCUUCCGUCCAAUUUAUUACAGAUAAUCUUUUAUGACAAUCAUAUAUCAAUACUACCUUAUGGAAAAAUCAGGUUUUAUAUUGUAUCAUGCUUUUUGACUACCUGAUUUUUCAUGCUUUUUGACUACCUUAUUUUUCAUACUUUUCAUUUAAAAGGUAAUAUUUGCCUGUACUAGUCUUGUAACUGGGUCAUGUGUUUCCUUUUUAUAUGCAAAUUGUUGUUUUAUGGAUGUUUAUGAGAGAAAAAAAAUAUCAAUGUAUCCUUGUUAUUAAUUUAUGCUUUUGAUUGUUGAAUGCAUUUAACAUUAACUAAAUUCAAUUAAAUUUUCAAAUGAACAAAAACCUUGAGGUUAUAGAUUUUUUUUAACCUUAAAUGUCUUGAAAUAUCCAUGAAGGUUUUUUAUUGUACAUUUAAUGCAAUUUUCUCAAUCUUAUACAACACACUUUGUAGUGUAAUUAUUUUUUCUGUUAAUCAAUAAAAUAAUUAACCUUA